Molecule: messenger RNA, 706 nt
Organism: Tripterygium wilfordii
Lineage: Eukaryota; Viridiplantae; Streptophyta; Magnoliopsida; Celastrales; Celastraceae
Exons: 1
Coding region: 205-615 (136 amino acids)
Source: RefSeq, a predicted model, not a curated record
AAUCUCAUAUCCAAAUACCCAUAAAUUGGUCUGAAAGUCUCAAGUCUCUGCCAGAAAAAGAGAGAAUUUUCCAACAAAAAAGGAUAUGGAUGGCAACAACCCAUUAGUCCAUAACCCAUAAUUCCUGUCUUCAGUAACGUGAGGCUCAAAUUUAGCUAGAGAUAACAUGGCCUCCAUUCCCAAGACUACCAUAGAGAAAACACUAUGAAGAAAAAAGUAGAGCAUGAAGAUGAUGGUGAUGAAAAGGAACAAGAAGUUCUCAAGGCAGUGGCACAGGCAUGGCACAGUCACUCUGGAAGCUGUAGACCUUUGAACGAAUUUGACGCCCACCGACGAAAAAUCAAGAACAAGCCUACAAGAUUCAAGAUUGAAGCAAUGAAUAAGCAAUCAUCUACUCCUGCUGUGAAACCAAAUUGGGAUUUUAAGCAGUCAUUGUGGGAUUCUUAUGAGAUUGUUGCAGUUUCCAAAAGACUGGAGACAGGGUUAGUGUUGGAUGAUAAUAAUUAUAACCCUUUUGAAGAAACGAGCAGGGUGCAUAGGAGGCAGAAGGAGAGUAAGAACAGCCUUAGGAAUUUGUUUAAUCUUGUGUCUUCUAGGAGAUUCAAAGAAAGUUGAUUCUCCUCCAUGAAGAAAAUGAUUAAUUUUGAUUUGUAUUGCAUUGUUCAUUGUAAUGAGAACUCCUGUGGGCUGUGGCUGUGUUUGAGAG